Molecule: messenger RNA, 3094 nt
Organism: Protopterus annectens (West African lungfish)
Lineage: Eukaryota; Metazoa; Chordata; Ceratodontiformes; Protopteridae
Gene: C6
Product: complement C6
Exons: 17
Coding region: 401-3079 (892 amino acids)
Biological process (GO): immune response
Cellular component (GO): membrane attack complex
Molecular function (GO): protein binding
Source: RefSeq, a predicted model, not a curated record
AUGUUUCUAAUGACUUGCAGAUGGGACCCUGCAGGGCAAGGAGUCGGUAGUGAUCGCCAUUAAAUCUGAAGUAUGUGUACACUGUAAAUCAGAUCAGCAGAAGUGAACUAAAUGUUUUAAACAAAAAUAGAAAUUAUACUAUCAGAAUAGCUCUUCACUGUUUUCUUGGUCAGCAGUAGGCAGAUGCCUUCGAAUGUACAUCCCACAUUGCCUACACGUUUGAAAGCUGGGCAGUUCUGAUUCAUCUCAGUGGAAUCUUCUCAGUUCAGCAUCACUGGAUACCUAGAAACUGAAAGGUUUGCAUCUGCCUAACAGCUAUCUCUACAUUUCCUUCUGACUGAAUUCUUUUCUGUUUAGCACUUUGGAAGACUGCCUCAAUCAAUCCGGAGUUCAUUUUGUGAUGGGUUGCAUAAACAGCCUCUUGAUUAUUUUUCUGAGCACUGUGAUUGGUCAAAGUUUUGCCUGUUACUGUGAACAUUACCCUUGGGGACAGUGGUCUGGCUGUUCACGAUCCUGCAAUUAUGGAACUCAGACAAGAAGCAGGCAAAUAGUGUUUGAUGAGCACUAUAAGAAAAACUUUUGUGAUCGCCUUUGCACACUACAUGAGCAAAGGGCAUGCAAUCAACAAGCUUGCCCUAUUAACUGUCAGCUGGGAGACUUCGGCACAUGGACAGACUGUGACCCUUGCGUGCAGAAACAAUUUCGUACCAGGUCACUGAUUCGUGCAUCUCAGUUUGGAGGCCAAGCAUGCUCAAGCCCACUGGUGGAUUGGAGGAAGUGCUAUCCAUCCAAACUCUGUAAAAUAGAGGAAUUGGACUGCAAGAACAAAUUCCAAUGUGAUAAUGGACGCUGCAUCCCAAAGUCUUUGAAAUGUAAUAAUGAAAAUGAUUGUGGUGACAAUUCCGAUGAGAAUGACUGCAUAAGGAAGAGCCAAGUCUGUACUCGGAAAUUUGAAAGCAUUCCAAGUGCGCAGCUAAUGGGUGCUGGAUAUAAUCUGAUGGCUGGAAAGAUGCUUGGGGAAGUCCUUGAUACUACAUUCAAUGGCGGGAAGUGCAACAGGGUGAAAAGUAAUGAUACAUUGAAAACGUAUCGUAUACCUGACAUUUUGGAAAGUUUUAGUUUUGAGGUUCCUAGGCUUGCAGAAGAUGAAAAUAAUGAUGAUGAUAUAAAAUCAGAUGUUUAUAGCAGCUUGAUUGACUUGGCAGAUGGAAAGUCUGGUAGUGAUACAUCUUCUUCAUCUGGCCAUUCAAAGUUUUGGUUCCCCAUUUUCUUCUCAAGUAAAACGAGUAGUCGAAGAACAGGAGAAUCCCAGUUCAAAACAGCUGUUAAAGCUUCUCAAAAGAAGGAUUCCAAAUUCAUCAGGAUUCACAAAAUAAUUACUGUUUCCAAAUUUAAAAUGAAGUCAACAGACCUUCAUCUUUCCGAACCGUUCCUAAAAGCAAUUGACAAUCUACCAUUAGAAUACAACUAUGCACUGUAUAGCAGAAUAUUUGAUGACUUUGGGACUCAUUACCUGACUUCUGGCUCAAUGGGUGGAACAUAUGACCUUCUGUAUCAGUACAGUUCUGAAGAACUGAAAAAUUCUGGUCUCACCAACUGGGAAGCCAGUGAAUGUGUACGAACUGAGACUGUCAGACGAAUUUUGUUUUGGAAGAAGAGAACAGUGAGAACAAGAUGUGAAACAAAUAAACUUUCUGAGAAAUAUGAUGGUUCAUUUCUACAAUCUUCUGAGAGGUCCAUUUCCCUAGUAAAAGGUGGAAAAGCAGAACAGGCUGCAGCCCUUGCCUGGGAAAAGCAGGGGGCCUUUCCUAGUAAUAAAAUAUUUACAGAGUGGGUAGAAUCAGCCAAGGAUAAUCCAGUCGUGGUUGACUUUGAGCUUGCUCCCAUAGUAAAUCUAGUGAAGAAUGUCCAUUGUGCCGUUACUAAACGUCGAAAUCUUGAGAAAGCGAUCAUUGAAUACAUGGAAAAAUUUGAUCCCUGUCGAUGUUCUCCAUGUGCUAAUAAUGGGAGGGCAGUGCUAUCUGGAACAGAAUGUCUUUGUGUAUGCCAGGCUGGCACCUAUGGUGAUAACUGUGAGAGACGUGCUCCAGAUUACAAUUCAGUUGCUGUGGAUGGAUAUUGGAGCUGCUGGGGUCCAUGGAGCUCCUGUGACAGUUCCUAUACAAGAAAGAGAAGACGGGAAUGCAAUAAUCCUUCACCACUGAAUGGAGGAAAACCAUGUCAAGGGCUCCAGGAGGAAGUAAUGGACUGCUACUUCUCACUUUUCAAGGACGAGGGUGCUAUAUGUAUAAAUGAUGACGAGGCCAGAAAAGAAGUAGAUCCAAAGGGACAGCCUGAUGAGGAAUCUGGAUUAAGUGGAUGCCCUAAACCAGAUCCACCAGAAAAUGGAGUUCUAAGGAAUGAAAGAGCAAGAUAUUCAGUUGGAGACCAAGUUGAAAUUCUUUGCUUAAGUGAGUAUGAGCGUGUGGGGUAUCCCUUCUACAGAUGUCUACCAGAUGGCACAUGGAAGCAAGAGACACUACAGUGCAAAAAGAAGACUUGCCAAAGACCAGCUUUAUCUGCAGAUGUUUCUGUAACCCCAUAUAAAAUUGAAUAUGGAAUUGGAGAAACCAUGCGUCUCAGCUGCCCAGGUGGAAUGGCAGUCACUGGUUCAACAUCUUACACAUGUGGUAGUGAUUUAUCCUGGACUCCUCCUGUCAUGCGAGAAAUCUCCUGUGCAAGAGCUCUUCCUAGUCCAGAAGAAUCUGGCUGCAAAUUAGGAGAAAAGCGCGUUGGUGCAGAAUGUAUUUGCAUGUCUCCAGAAGAGGACUGUCGGACAUACUAUUCAGAAGAUCUGUGUGUGCUCGAUGAAGUUGCUGAAAAGUCUAUUAUUGUAUCUGCAUGUCAGUAUUUUGCAGAGAAAUGUCUGGGACAGAAGAAGCUACAUUUUCUAAGUGUAGGCACCUGCUCAAAUAUAGAUCUAGAGUGGGCCAUUCAGAGGGCUAAACUGUCUAAAACAAGCACUAUGUCAAAUGUCUGUGGAUAUGACCACUGUUAUGACUGGGAGAAAUGUUCAGGUGUGUUUAAAACAAAUCAGUAAGUUCAAAGCUUUUGC